UGAUCCUAGGGUUUAUUGGAACAAGAGGUAAAUAUCGGUCUUUAUGAAGAAAAAAAAUUGUGACAGAUGCAUUGGGUUUCCACUUUUCACUUUUUUUUUCUCCAAGACGAUGCAAUGAGAGGUUUUUUACUUUAACAUUCUCUCAGUUCUAUAAAGCUGUCAUUGUUAUUUGUUCUUGUUCAGCAAGAUAUCCCCAAACUAAAUGUGGUCAAACCAUCUUGAGUUUCCUUAGAAUUUGAGUUUUCUUUUUGGCUUUGGAGUCUUGGGAAAUGGCUAGUGAAAAUGGUGAUGAUAUUGGAUUGGCAAUGAGUUCAAUAUCCAUUUUCAACAAGAUUUCAAAUACAUUGGGUCCUUUCUUAGGUUCUGGUUGGGAUCCAAAUGUUUCACAGAGUGAAAGCCUUGGAGGUUCUUCAGUGGCUUCCCAUUACUAUCUUGUGAUGGAACGUCAGGGAAUUAGUGGGACUUCCCAUGUUUCCCAGUAUCAAUCUCAUCCGAGCUUUGUUGAGCUGGUGCCGAAGCUUAGUGGCUUUGAUGGUGGAAAUUUGUCUCAAAUGGUUGGUCCCUUUGGCCUACCGCAAUGCAACCAAAUCGCCAACAGCAGGUGCCCCUCGAAUUAUGCUCUAAACGCCGAGGGUGGCAAUGGAAGGGGUUUAACAAACAGUUUGCGAUCACUUGAUGAGUACCGAGUCUUAGAAGAAGCGCUUGUGGGCUCUUCUCCUAAUGGAAACAUCCGAAAACGAUCUCCUGAAUCCAACUCUCCGUUAAGAUCAUGCAAGAAUGGUUAUGAGGAGCCUCGAAUGGAUCUGUCUAGCGACAGCUGCGAUGGUCCAAAAGAACAGAAUGGGAAGAAACAGAAAACAGGUGGUGAUUCACGUGGUAAGCAAGCUUCUAAACAACAUAAAGACGGAUCACAAUCCGGAGAAGCUCCUAAAGAGAUUUAUAUCAAUGUGAGAGCCAGAAGGGGUCAGGCUACAAAUAGUCAUAGCCUGGCAGAAAGGGUGAGAAGGGAAAAGAUAAGUGAGAGAAUGAGAUUGCUUCAAGAACUCGUACCGGGAUGCAAUAAGAUUACAAGGAAAGCUGUAAUGCUUGAUGAGAUUAUCAACUAUGUCCAGUCAUUGCAACAGCAGGUUGAGUUUUUAUCGAUGAAACUUGCCAUUGUCAACCCAGAGCUAAACCUUGAUUUAGACAGAAUUUUAUCCAAAGAUAUUCUUCAUACACGAAGUGGAAGUGCUGCAGCUCUCGGAUUUGGUCCGGGGAUGAACCCCAGUCACGCAUUCUCCCGACAUCUUUCCCGGAACAACUUCAGGCAUCCCGAAUACAAAGCCGCAAUUCCCUCCCUUACCACAUGUAUUAAAAGGGAUGUCGAAGCAUCCUUUCCUAAUCUCUUCCUCAUCAGAAUACAGAUUCUAACACAUUCCGUUUAUCAAUGGACCGUGCUAGACAAUGAGCUGCAAAAUCUUUUUCAAAUGGGAUUUUAUUCCGGUUCAAACAUGGACGGUUUCGAACCAAAUGAUUUUCGUCAAAGUGAAUAUAGUUACAUUUUCUAUCUCGGUUUUCCAUCGUUUAACCUUAAGCCUCUCGACAUUGUUCCACUGGUCGUUUAAAACCAGAGAUUUGAUAUGUGGAAGAAAAUAAGAUAAGAAAAAAAAAGCUUAGUUCCUCCUAUCCAAACAUUUCAAAUGUUUCAAGUAGAAGCAGAUAAGCUCUCAUAUAGAAAAGAAAAUAGAAUUGCAAGGAUAACCCAGAAUUAUUUCAGCUGUACAGGUGUUUUUUUAAACUGUUUGUUGUUAGAAUUACAAGUCAUGUAUAUUUAGAA
This is a messenger RNA of Hibiscus syriacus, 1816 nucleotides long. RefSeq names its product transcription factor bHLH74-like. Lineage: Eukaryota; Viridiplantae; Streptophyta; Magnoliopsida; Malvales; Malvaceae. The record is from RefSeq and is a predicted model, not a curated record. Gene Ontology annotation, cellular component: nucleus. The transcript has 6 exons. Gene Ontology annotation, biological process: regulation of DNA-templated transcription. Gene Ontology annotation, molecular function: protein dimerization activity; DNA-binding transcription factor activity. Bases 270 to 1604 code for a protein of 444 amino acids.